AUGAAAAGAAGAAAGGGAAAGGAAGUCAAAGAAAAGACGGACAAUUGCACUAUGGCCGACGAGUAUGUCUACCUAGGUGGAGUUGAGCUAUAGCCGACGGCUGACUCCUAAAUGUAGGUAGAUGGCUGAGAUUAAGUACUUAGGAAAUGGUUUAUCCUAAUAAAAGAAAAGCAAAACUUAAAUAAGAUGGUUUUCUCUUUUGAUAAUUAUUAUCCUCUUAUCCCAUCAAUCUACCGUCAGCCAAAUAUGAUACAAAAAUCCUCUGUUUUUAAAUCGAUUUCCACCUGGCUAUUUCCCAAUUACCCUCCAGGAAUCUAUAAACAGAUACCAAUCAAAAUCCCAUGAGAGCAGGUGAGAAUUAGCACCAGCUUAGUCAAAAAAUGGGAUCCAGUUUGAAUAGACCGAUUGCACUGCGCCCAGUUUGA
This is a messenger RNA of Spirodela intermedia, 425 nucleotides long. The record is from the annotation of a GenBank genome assembly. Lineage: Eukaryota; Viridiplantae; Streptophyta; Magnoliopsida; Alismatales; Araceae.